This is a messenger RNA of Sinocyclocheilus grahami, 957 nucleotides long. Its product is annotated as oxysterol-binding protein-related protein 1-like. NCBI's taxonomy places the organism in Eukaryota, Metazoa, Chordata, Actinopteri, Cypriniformes, Cyprinidae. Gene Ontology annotation, cellular component: cytosol; plasma membrane; perinuclear endoplasmic reticulum. Gene Ontology annotation, molecular function: cholesterol binding. The transcript has 6 exons. The record is from RefSeq and is a predicted model, not a curated record. Bases 1 to 669 code for a protein of 222 amino acids.
AUGGAGCAUUUCAGAUGGGUCUCUGAGCAGGUCAGUCAUCAUCCGCCGGUCAGUGCCUUCCACGCCGAGGGCAUAAAGAGCGACUUCAGGUUUCAUGGCUCCAUUUAUCCGAAACUGAAAUUCUGGGGAAAGAGUGUGGAGGCCGAACCGCGUGGAAUCAUCACCUUAGAGCUUCCUCUCCACAAUGAAGCCUACACCUGGACCAACCCGACCUGCUGUGUUCAUAACAUUAUCAUGGGACAACUGUGGAUUGAGCAAUAUGGAAAUGUUGAAAUUAUUAAUCAUAAAACUGGGGAAAGAUGUUGUUUGACUUUCAAACCGUGUGGAAUAUUUGGAAAAGAGUUGCAUAAAGUGGAAGGAUACAUACUUGAUAAAAGUAAAAGAAAGAUCUGUGCUCUGUAUGGCAAGUGGACGGAGUGCUUGUAUGCUGUGGAUCCAGCGAUAUUUGAUGCUCACAGAAAAUCUGACACAAAGCGCUCUGAGAAGGACAGGAAGGGAAGCACACAGAGUAAUAAUGCGGAUGAAAUGCCUCCUCCAGAAGCCGAGACCGUGCAGGUGAUUCCAGGAAGUGAGCUGAUCUGGAGGAUAUCACCGCGACCAGACAACUCCGGGAAAGUAUGCGGAAUAUUUCAGCAUUUAUCGUCACACACUCUUGUUCUAAUGAUGUGAUUCAUUACCAAACAUGAUAUAAUUAUCAUUUUAGCAUUAAAUAUCAUUUGGGCUGGAGAUGCCAAGUAUGCCAAGCAGUAGCCAAGUAUGUGGAAGUGACUGCAGUGAUCGCUAAUAAUGUAACAUUUUACUGAAUUAGAAUCUGAACUCCAAAUCAUUUUCGGAAUUAGAAUCAGUUAGUGCCUCUGAUUCCUUGAGAUUGAUUUCUAGUUUGAGGGCCCUAUUAGAGGGGUUUUGUAUUGCCUAUGGCACACACAUAUAUAUUUAAGUGUAAAUUAACAUUUGAUC